GGCGUGCUCAUCUCCCUUUUCCUAAUAAAUGGUGCAAUUUAGUUGAUCUCUUUUCACAUGUCAAAAUCGUGAAAUUAUUUGGUUAAAACAGUAUCCAAAGUUGAACAUCUUGUUUGGUUAUUCUUAUUAUAGCCAUUUAACUAAUUGUUCUUGUUAAAAAAUUAAUUAUCCAAAAAGAUCGAGACGAAGAUCGUUAAAUACAAUGCCAGCGCCCUCUUUUCUUUCCGUCUUCCUUUCCAAUCUUCUUCUUCCUCCUCCAGCUUCCUCCUCUUCUGCCUGAGCGUUCGGGACCAAAUUAAGAACCUCUCUCUCUCUCUCUCUCACACACACACACACACACAUAUAUCAAAAGCUUGAAGAACGAAGGAACCCUUCAUUCCACUACAGGUGGGGAGAAAGGAAUCCCAGUUCCGUCCCUGUGAAAAAUGUUGGGCGUCAAAUGAGGUCUGCGCCCGUUCUAAGAGUUUGGGCAUUUCGUUUUCAGGGAGCUCUGCUGGAGACGGAGCUGAAAACGGGGUGUUUUUCUGAAGAUGGGUGAUCAUUUUGUGCUCUUAAUGGAUCGCUUGAUCACUGCAUCGACGCUGGAGGCGGCAAUCGAGAGCCGGAAUCUGAGCCAGUUCCCGGUGGAGGUUGAGAAAUCGAUGGUCGAUUCUACCCCGCAAUGGCUUGGUGACAGCGGGACCGGAUCUCCGGCGACCAAGGUGGUGGAGUGCCGGAUUUGCCAAGAAGAAGACUAUGACAGCAAUAUGGAGUCUCCAUGUGCAUGCUGCGGCAGCUUGAAGUAUGCCCAUAGGAAAUGCAUUCAACGGUGGUGCAACGAGAAAGGAGACACGGUUUGUGAGAUAUGUCAUCAGCCUUUCAAGCCAAACUAUACUGCACCUCCUCAGAUGUUCCAUUAUGGAGGCAUUCCCAUGAACUUCAGGGGAAGUUGGGAAAUCUCCAGACAGGACAUGCGCAAUCCCCAAUUUAUAGCAAUGGUUGCAACUGACCGCAGCUUUUUGGAUUCUGCUUAUGAUGAAUAUUCGGCUUACAAUUCGAGAAGUGCAUUUUGUUGUCGUACAGUUGCUGUUAUUUUCAUGGCGCUACUGAUCCUAAGACACGGGUUGCCAAUUUUAUUCGGUGGAGCUGAUGAAUAUGCGUUCACUAUGUUUGUGCUGUUUCUGUUGAGAACUGCUGGAAUCCUCGUUCCUGUGUAUAUAAUGGUCCGUGCUCUGGCUGCUUUUCAACGGCGGAGACAACGUCAGGAGGUGCAGGAUAUCCCACUUACUAGCUCUGAAGAUGAAAUUUAAGCAAUGUGUCUAGAUGUGUUGCACGCAAACUAAGCACGGAGAUUACAUCUAAAUCUUUGUUGCUAUGCUAAGAGACGGUUCCUGUGCAUGCUUCUCUGUGGAAGGGCAAGUUCCUGACUCGAAACUGGCUGAGCGUUGACUUGAUGCUGCCAAGCUGUAUAGUUACUAACAGAGAACACUCACAUGGAGAAGAAAAACACAUGUAUAUUUUCAGAAAAAGAGAGAGUGGAAAUCUCAUUGCCAUUGUAUUUGAAAUCCCAUCAAUGAAAAGAUAGGUUUCUUUUGGAAGA
Messenger RNA from Nymphaea colorata (pocket water lily), 1579 nucleotides. RefSeq lists its product as uncharacterized. NCBI's taxonomy places the organism in Eukaryota, Viridiplantae, Streptophyta, Magnoliopsida, Nymphaeales, Nymphaeaceae. Gene Ontology annotation, molecular function: zinc ion binding; ubiquitin-protein transferase activity. The transcript is spliced from 8 exons. Gene Ontology annotation, biological process: protein ubiquitination. Gene Ontology annotation, cellular component: membrane. Bases 531 to 1289 code for a protein of 252 amino acids. The record is from RefSeq and is a predicted model, not a curated record.